AUGAAGGCCGCCUUUCUCCUCAUCUUUGCGGCUCUCGGCCUGACCGUAUUCAUCGCGAAAUGUGAUAUCUUCGAUUCGCCCGAGUUUCAGGAGCAGUUCUACUAUCCUGUCUUAAACGGCAACGAUACCCAUGACAACAUAAAGCAGCACAUUAGAAAACUGAGUUGCAUCCAGGAGAUUUCCGAGAGGGGAAAGUUCGAGCAGGAGAGAUUCGAGGCCACGGUGAAAUUCUGCUCGAGUGACUACAGCAUAAGACUGGACUUCCAGUACAUAUUGGAUGCCCUGGAGGGACAUGAUAUAUCCAAGCUCUGUAGUCCCGAAAUCAGUGACAAGGUGCAAGAAAGCUGUCAAGGACCCCAUGAAAAGCGCCUGCUGAACCACCUGCUCUCCACAUACAACACACUGGAACGACCCGUGGCCAAUGAAUCGGAGCCCCUGGAGGUCAAAUUCGGACUGACACUGCAGCAGAUCAUCGACGUGGAUGAAAAGAAUCAGAUUCUGACCACAAAUGCGUGGUUAAAUUUGGAGUGGAACGACUACAAUCUGCGCUGGAAUGAGACGGAAUAUGGCGGCGUCAAGGACCUGCGAAUCACACCCAAUAAGCUGUGGAAGCCCGACGUUCUCAUGUACAACAGCGCGGAUGAGGGAUUCGAUGGCACGUAUCACACCAACAUUGUGGUCAAACAUAACGGCAGUUGUCUGUACGUGCCCCCUGGUAUCUUCAAGAGCACAUGCAAGAUAGACAUCACGUGGUUCCCAUUUGAUGACCAACAUUGCGAAAUGAAAUUCGGUAGUUGGACUUACGAUGGAAAUCAGUUGGAUUUGGUUUUGAAUUCCGAAGAUGGAGGGGAUCUUUCCGAUUUCAUAACAAAUGGCGAGUGGUACUUGAUUGCCAUGCCGGGAAAGAAGAAUACGAUAGUCUACGCCUGCUGCCCAGAACCAUAUGUCGAUAUCACCUUUACUAUACAAAUUCGCCGCCGUACAUUAUAUUAUUUUUUCAAUUUAAUCGUGCCAUGUGUGCUAAUCUCAUCGAUGGCCCUCUUGGGCUUCACAUUGCCGCCGGAUUCGGGCGAAAAGCUGACGCUGGGCGUAACUAUACUACUAUCAUUAACAGUAUUUCUAAACCUUGUCGCCGAGUCCAUGCCGACAACGUCGGACGCUGUUCCUCUUAUAGGCACCUACUUCAACUGCAUAAUGUUCAUGGUCGCAUCGUCGGUGGUGCUGACAGUAGUGGUGCUCAACUACCACCAUCGCACAGCGGACAUCCACGAGAUGCCACCGUGGAUCAAAUCCGUUUUCCUACAAUGGCUGCCCUGGAUCUUGCGAAUGGGUCGACCCGGCCGCAAGAUCACACGCAAAACAAUACUAUUAAGCAAUCGCAUGAAGGAGCUGGAGCUGAAGGAGCGCUCCUCCAAGUCCCUGCUGGCCAAUGUCCUCGACAUCGACGACGACUUCCGGCACACAAUAUCGGGCUCCCAAACCGCCAUCGGUUCAUCAGCUAGCUUUGGCCGGCCCACAACGGUGGAGGAGCACCACACGGCCAUCGGCUGCAAUCACAAAGAUCUUCACCUGAUUCUCAAAGAAUUGCAAUUUAUUACGGCGCGCAUGCGCAAAGCUGACGACGAAGCGGAAUUGAUUGGCGAUUGGAAGUUCGCGGCAAUGGUUGUGGAUAGAUUUUGUUUAAUUGUUUUCACGCUCUUCACGAUUAUCGCAACGGUUACCGUGCUGCUCUCGGCUCCUCACAUAAUCGUGCAAUAAGGACGCUCGACCUAGACAAUUAAGCUACGGAUAUGGAAACGCCCGCUGGGGAAGAUGCCUAGUUAAGUUCUUUUUUCAAAAACCCAAAACUAGCGAAGCUGCUUCGAAACAAAGCGAAACAAAAAAACUACAAAAAAAUAAUACAAAUAAAAAAUUGUUAAUUACAUUUUUAAGUA
Drosophila ficusphila is the source of this 1934-nucleotide messenger RNA. It is a transcript of the gene nAChRalpha6, whose product is annotated as neuronal acetylcholine receptor subunit alpha-7. The coding region runs from base 1 to 1758 and encodes 585 amino acids. Gene Ontology annotation, biological process: signal transduction; monoatomic ion transmembrane transport; nervous system process. The transcript is spliced from 12 exons. The record is from RefSeq and is a predicted model, not a curated record. Gene Ontology annotation, cellular component: neuron projection; postsynaptic membrane; synapse. Gene Ontology annotation, molecular function: transmembrane signaling receptor activity; acetylcholine-gated monoatomic cation-selective channel activity. NCBI's taxonomy places the organism in Eukaryota, Metazoa, Arthropoda, Insecta, Diptera, Drosophilidae.